UUGGCUCCAAUAUCAGGGUUGUGGCUGUUCACAUACAUACAUUACUCUCUCGCUCGCUCUCUCUCUCUCUAGGGUUCUAAGUGUUUCCUUUUCCCGCCAAAGAAAGACUAAACUACCAAUGGAUAGAUACCAGAAGGUGGAGAAGCCGAAGCCAGAAUCUCCGAUAAACGAAAAUGAGAUUCGUAUCACUUCUCAAGGUCUGGUUCGUAACUACAUCAGCUAUGCCACCGCACUUCUUCAGGAGAGACGUGGAAAUGAUAUUGUCUUGAAAGCAAUGGGUCAAGCUAUAAGCAAGACAGUGGCUAUUGCAGAGAUUAUAAAGAGAAGAAUUCCUCGACUGCAUCAAGACACUGCCAUCAGUUCAUUAAAAAUAACCGAUACAUUUGAACCCAUUGAAGAGGGCCUUGAGACUGUGGAGCAAACUCGGCAUGUUUCGAUGAUUUCAAUCACCUUGUCGACUAAGGAGCUAAACAAGAAUUCUCCAGGGUACCAAGCUCCAGCUCAUAUGGAACAAAGUAAACAACAAUAUAAUUAUAAGCCGCAGCCACAGCAACAGCAACCUCCUAGACAAGUACGCGCAGUGUUCAACAGUGGUAAUGGAGAUGCGUAUGGACGUGGAAGAGCUCGUAACAGAGGAAGAGGGGGAGGGGGAGGGAGGGGAGGAGGUUGGAACAGAGGUGGAUAUGCAAACUAUCAAGGUACUAUAUAGUCAUAUGAUCCCAUC
Olea europaea var. sylvestris is the source of this 724-nucleotide messenger RNA. Its product is annotated as ribonuclease P protein subunit p25-like protein. Bases 119 to 709 code for a protein of 196 amino acids. The record is from RefSeq and is a predicted model, not a curated record. NCBI's taxonomy places the organism in Eukaryota, Viridiplantae, Streptophyta, Magnoliopsida, Lamiales, Oleaceae. The transcript has 6 exons. Gene Ontology annotation, molecular function: RNA binding.